UUCAAUAAAUUGCAAUCAAAAUAAUAAUCAGGUGUACUUUAGCCACUGUUUGGUACCCCGGUAAUUGUUUUUUUAGGGUUUAUUUUAGGUAAUAAACCCUCUGAAACAUUAAAUAACACUUUUCGUCCCUUCGGGACUUCACCAAUCCCCGAUGACGUAACCACCUGACAGCUAACCUCACAAAAUCAUAACAAAAAAGCGAUGAUUUUACGAAAAGUGAGCCAAAUUCGGCCCCUAGUUAUCCGUUUUUGGCUUCCGGUGUCUCGGGGCUGUCACACAGUGGCCCCCCAACUCGAUCUCACCUACUUGUGUGACCCCCAAAAUAUAGGCGAAAUUUCGAAAAACAUCACUAAUCGGAAAGGUAUCGGUAACAUAGAGCGUGUCCAUGUCUUGAAGAAGCAACUCCAGGAGUUGGACCCGAAUGACAAGCUUUACAACGCGACGAAAAGUGAAUUUGAGACUGAAGUGUUAAGAAUCCCCAAUCGGACGCACCCUCAGGUGGCUGGUUAUGGUGAUAGCCCCAAAACGGUGGAAAUCGUGGGGACGAAGCCCCCCGAUUCCUCCCAUCUCGACUUCCAGGAGAUUUGUAAGAAGUUAAGGCUGCUUCGUACCGACCAAAUUGGUAACUUUUGCGGGAGCAAAAGUUACUACUUUCUGGGGGAAUUGGCAGAAUUGGAGCACGCUCUUGUUCGUUACGUCACCUCGAAACUGCUAUUCAACAAAUUUGAGUUGGUAUCAGUGCCUGAUAUACUCCCAAGAGGCACAAUCGAGGGCUGUGGCAUGAACACCAAAGGGGCCCGCACUCAGGUCUACGCCCUCGAUAGCACCCUCCACGGCCCCGAUUGGUGCCUUUCAGGCACUUCGGAAAUGGCAUUGGCCGGUUACCUCUCAAAUAAAACCCUAAAUAGUGACAUUCUUCCAUUGAAGUUGGCAGCAGUGAGUCGUUGCUAUCGCGCUGAAACAUCGAACCUGCUUGAAGAACGGGGGAUUUACCGCGUUCAUGAAUUCACUAAAGUUGAAAUGUUCGUUGUAACGCAACCCCAAAACUCGGAACAAGCCUUAGAAGAUAUUCUGAAGUUAGAAAUGGACAUUUUCGAGUCUUUGGGGCUACAUUUCCAAGUCCUGGAUAUGCCCCCGCAUGAAUUGGGGGCGCAGGCUUAUCGCAAGUACGAUAUUGAGGCGUGGAUGCCUGGAAGGGGGCUGUAUGGGGAGAUUUCGAGUUGUAGUAAUUGUCUGGAUUAUCAGGCAAGGAGGCUGGGGAUACGCACCCAUGAUGGGUUUGUUCAUACGUUGAAUGGGACAGCGUGUGCGGUUCCAAGGCUGCUGAUCGCGUUAGUGGAGAUGGGACAGAGGAAAAAUGGGACAGUGGGGCUGCCGGAGGUGCUCUGGCCCUACAUGGGGGGCAAGCAGCUUAUUGGGAAGCAAAAAAGUGUUCCCGACUUGAGGUUAAUAAAAACUAAAAAAGUUUAAUGAUUGUUUUAUUUG
Tribolium castaneum (red flour beetle) is the source of this 1485-nucleotide messenger RNA. RefSeq names its product Seryl-tRNA synthetase, mitochondrial (gene SerRS-m). Gene Ontology annotation, molecular function: tRNA binding; serine-tRNA ligase activity; ATP binding. The record is from RefSeq and is a predicted model, not a curated record. The transcript has a single exon. Gene Ontology annotation, cellular component: mitochondrion. NCBI's taxonomy places the organism in Eukaryota, Metazoa, Arthropoda, Insecta, Coleoptera, Tenebrionidae. Gene Ontology annotation, biological process: mitochondrial seryl-tRNA aminoacylation. The coding region runs from base 202 to 1470 and encodes 422 amino acids.